Messenger RNA from Theobroma umbraticum, 1645 nucleotides. RefSeq names its product chaperone protein ClpC1, chloroplastic-like. Gene Ontology annotation, molecular function: ATP binding; ATP hydrolysis activity. Gene Ontology annotation, cellular component: cytoplasm. The record is from RefSeq and is a predicted model, not a curated record. Lineage: Eukaryota; Viridiplantae; Streptophyta; Magnoliopsida; Malvales; Malvaceae. Gene Ontology annotation, biological process: cellular response to heat.
AUGGAGAAGCUUGAGCAGUAACAAUAUGUUAAGUUGGAAAUCCUGAACAAAUACGCAACUGAUUUGACUAAAAUGGCACAGGAGGAUAAGUUGGAUCCUCUAGUAGGAAGGCUGAAACAUGAGGUGACAAUACUUCUCCAGAUAUUUUCUAUUGAUAUGGGGCGUCUUAUUGCUGGAGCAUCUAAUCGUGGGGUAUUUGAGGAAAGAUUAACAAUGCUUAUUGAUGAAGUAAAACAAAGUGAAGGUGCCAUCAUUCUCUUUAUUGAUGAAGUCCAUACACUAAUCGGAGCUGGUGCUGGAGGCCAAGGCCUUGACGCUGCAAACAUCUUGAAGCCAGCUCUUGCGAGAGGGGAGCUAAAAUGUAUUGGUGCCACAACCCUAGAUGAAUACAGAAAAUACAUAGAGAAAGAUGCAGCUCUGAAAAGGCGAUUCCAGCCAGUGGAAGUGCCUGAACCAUCUGUAACUGAAACAAUACAUAUAUUAAAAGGUUUAAGCAAAAAACAUGAAGCUUACCACAAUGUCAUCUACGAAGAAAAUGCUUUGAUUGCUACGGCACAGUUUUCCCAUCAAUAUAUCAGUGAAAGAUUUCUGCCUGAUAAGGCAAUAGACCUUAUUGAUGAGGCUGGAGCUAGAGUUCAGCUUUGUCAAGCGCAUAAACCACAAAGAUCUCAGAUUUUGACAGAAUAUAGUAUACAAGAAAUUGUUGCUUCGUGGACAGGAAUUCCUGUCGAGAAACUUUCUUCCGAAGAGAUUCUUAAGCUAUUGAAUAUGGAGAGUACUUUGCAAAAGCGAAUUAUAGGACAGCAUGAAGCUGUUGAAGGAAUCAGUCGUGCCAUACGCCGUGCUAGAAUUGGUGUGAGAGACCCUUCACUCCCCAUAGCAACCUUCUUGUUCACCGGUCCUACAGGGGUGGGAAAAACAGAAAUGGCUAAAGCUUUGGCAGAUGAAUAUUAUCGCUUCAAAGAAGCAAUGAUCAGGGUGGAUAUGAGUGAAUACAUGGAGAUGCAUACGGUUUCAAAGUUUUUCGGUUCUCCACCUGGAUACGUUGGCUAUGAUGAUGGUGGUCAGCUGACUGAAGCUGUUCGUCGCAGGCCUCAUACUGUGAUUCUUAGGAACGUCUUUGACACCAUGCUGCAAAUCCUGGAUGAUGGUAGGCUGACAGAUAAUAAGGGGCAUUUAAUUGCCUUCAAAAAUACCAUCAUAAUAAUGACAGCCAAUGUUGGUGGUACUGUGAUUGGAGAAGUAAACAAUCAAUCGGAGCAAAUCAAGCAGAAAGUGGCUGAAGAACUGAAGAAAAUUUUCCGGGCUGAGUUCUUGAAUAGGAUAGAUGAAGUUAUAUUGUUUCAUAUGCUAAACAACCGACAGCUGAAGGAAAUAGUUGAUGUGAUGCUUAAGGAAGUUAGUGAUAGGGUGAUGAAAUUAAAGAAAAUCGAAAUCCAAGUGACAGAGAGAUUCAAGGAGAGGCUGGUGAUAGAAGGACAAAACCCAAGCUAUGGAGCAAGGCCAUUGAGGAGGGCUAUCGUGAGGCUUUUGGAGGAUACCUUGGCUGACAGGAUCUUGAACGGAUAUGAUAAAGAGGGUGGCUCAGUCAUGGUGGAUAUCGACUCUGAGGGCAGUGUAGCAAUGUGUCAGUAAUUUCAUUUUG